UUCACGAUGUGCAUGAGUGAUAGAUAAUAUGUCAUUGCUGAUGACACAGGGACAGACAUCCAACAAAAGAUAGAGACCCAAGGACAAUAUAUUUCAGCUGCGGAGUUCUGAAAGAUAACGUGUCUACUGCGCCUGCGUUGCCACUUGUCACGGUGUAUAGAAGCGCGUCGUUGGAGAGGUCCCACUCCCGCCAAGCGCUAUAAAGUGGUUGUCAUUGAUACACGAAUCAUUUUAGAGCAGUGGUUAAGGUGGCAUAUCCACUGACAGCCGCGUUAUUACUCACCUGCCACAGUUCCACAGGUCAGGUUUCACGCGUUAGGAAUCCCCCAAGUCAGCCUUGGGGAUUUUAUGUCACUUACGCUGAAGUUGGUUUAGGCCGAACUGUCUUGUGCAAGUACGGAGGAUCCAACUGAGCAGCAACAGAGAGACAGAGGACACGUAGAGACUCACUCUAGAAGGCUACCUUGGAGGAGAGGAUUUUGAAGCAGAAAUCUUACUGCCAAAGGAUGUCGCACCAGACUGGAAUACAUGCAUCGGAUGAACUGAAGGACUUCCUGGCCAGGGUGAGGGGAGGGACCAUCAGAAUAGCAAAGAUUGUCAUCAGAGAUGAGGAACUGGUGUUAGGCUCAUACAGAGAACCUGCAAAGAGCUGGGACAAGGACUAUGAUCACUUCCUUCUUCCUCUGCUGGUGGCUCAGGAGCCCUGCUACAUCCUGUACCGCCUCGACUCCCAGAAUGCACAGGGCUAUGAAUGGAUCUUCAUCGCUUGGUCACCUGAUCAAUCACCAGUGAGGGAGAAGAUGGUCUACGCUGCCACCCGUGCCACAUUAAAGAAGGAGUUUGGCGGAGGCCACAUCAAGGAUGAGAUGUUUGGCACAGUUGAGGAAGACCUGUGUUUCCAGGGGUACCUGCGUCACAUGUCCUCCUGCUCCUCCCCUGCACCUCUCACAGUAGCGGAGCAGGAGCUGCAGCGAAUAAAAAUCACAGAGGACAAGGUUGUAUGGGAUGAGCGUAGAAGGUUAAGCAACACUCCUAGAGGACGAGCAAAGGUGACAAUGGAGUUUGGUUUGGACAAAAGGCACCAGACUCUUACAGGCCUGGUGUUCCCUCUACAGGAGGAGGCCAAACGCGCUCUGCAGCAACUCAAUCAGAAACGUAUCAACUACAUACAGCUGUUGGACACAGAGAAAGAGACAGUGGAGCUGGUCCACACCAACCCCACAGAGACCCGUGAGCUUCCCUACAGAAUCCCUACAGAUACACCCAGAUACCACUUCUUCAUCUUCAAACACUCCCACCAAGGACAGCAACAGGAGGCUCUGGUGUUCAUCUACUCCAUGCCAGGGUAUAGCUGCAGCAUUAAGGAGCGGAUGUUGUACUCUAGCUGUAAGAACCCGCUACUGGAUGAGGUGGAGAGAGACUACCGUCUAGAUAUCGCCAAAAAGAUUGAGAUUGACAGUGGGGAUGGGCUGACGGAGGAGUUUCUGUAUGAGGAGGUCCAUCCCAUUGAACACACUCUGAAGCAGGUGUUCGCCAAGCCACGUGGGCCAGGGGGGAAGAGGGGCAACAAGCGCCUCGUCAAGGGGGCCGGAGAGAACGGGGAAGAGAGCUAGAGAGUGACAGGAACAGACUCACACCCAAACCUCCACGUAUAACCUGGCCUCUUUCUCCUCAACUGUCUGUUUCUUACCUUGUGGAUCUGAUGGUGCUUAUUUUAACAUAAAGCAACGUCUCAAGGUCUGUUUUUUAUCUUAUGCAACAUUACUUGUAUGUUCCCUUUUUCCACUCUGUCCAUCGGUUCACCAUCAGUGCCCUGGUCCCCAUACUAAAAGACACAUCACCUUGCCCUUCCCCGAAACGACUGAUCACAGUCAGAUGAAGGUUCAAUCAGAUACAGGUUGAAGCAUGUCAGGAUGCUCAUUAUUUUACAUCAUCUUCCAAUAAAUAAAAAAUGAUGUAUAUUUCAUUUGUCUUCUGUUUUUACUAAAUGUUUGGGAAAUAGAGGAUACAACAAGGGACGAUCAAGUGUUAAAUAAAAUCAUGUGUGUGAAUGUGUGUUUGUACAUACCACAGUGAUAAUCUGAAUAAAGUCAAAUUAUGUCUGA
Messenger RNA from Salmo salar (Atlantic salmon), 2105 nucleotides. NCBI's taxonomy places the organism in Eukaryota, Metazoa, Chordata, Actinopteri, Salmoniformes, Salmonidae. The record is from RefSeq and is a predicted model, not a curated record.